AUGGCCGGCGUUAUUUGGGCUGACAUGAGGUCAGCUUUCCAGAACUUGAAGACGAAAACCAGGAGGCGCCAUGAACUGAAGCCCGUUAUCAGCAAGCUAUCUUCAAUCUUUGUAAAGCUUGAAUCGUCUUCAUUGGAUCUUCCAUUUGUCGCCGAGACAUGCGUAUAUUUCCGGAAAGAGUUCACGCUACUUUAUAAAACUCUUCUUCUCGAAACGUUACAAUUUGCUUGUGCACUGUUCGACUGCAUACAAUCCCAGAAACAAUCCCAGAAAGUUAUCAAGAACAAGUUUUCCAUAUUACAAUCUUGGGAGCAUGUUCAGAAAUCUAUCCUAUCAGGAAUACUGGACUAUCUCGAAGAAACUCAAGAUUCGGAUCAUGAAAUCAACAAAUCCAUUGCAGAAUAUAUGUUCCCAGUUCUAUGUCGACAUUUUUUUCCUUCUGACCCAAGCCCGAACUAUGAAGAGAUCGAUUUCGAGCUCAAGACCACUGUCUAUAUUAUCCUUUCCGACACCGUGAAGAAUCAUAAAAUCUUGCAGAAAAGGCUUCGUGACCCUAAACUUCUCGGAGGUGCACGUUUUGGCCUGGAGAUAGCAAGGGCCAGAGCUUAUCUUCAUCUGGAAGCACUCUUCGAGCUGUUUGAAAAACUUUUGCCUGAGAACCCGGACGAAUGCAGCCUCUUUGUCGAUAGCGUAUUCAAUCCAGCGCUCUUUUCGCGGCAUCAGGAGCUGAAAGAAAUCAUUGCCUCUCUGAAAAAUCAAACUUGGGAAGACCUUUUUCCAAAAGUAGUGAAAACUUUUGCUCAAAUGAGCGUCAGAUUCCCUCAACCAAUUUCCAUUCUCAAUGCCACACUUUCAAAUAAUUCUCCUUGUCCAUCGGAGACCCUUUUUGUGGACCAACGUGGUUUGACGUACAAUAAAGAUGUGGGCGACGCAAUCGAUACUUGUCAUAUAGUGUAUCAUAACAUCGUCAAGAUUCGAUACUCUCGAUAUUCGCAGCCUUCGAUAUUAACAACUACUUUCAAUUUUGAACUCACUGCUCCUCCUACCGUUGGCAAGGACGUUCCUGAACCUGAAGCCGUUACUUUAACGGUUGAUGUUCCACGACACGAACGUGACGAUUUUCUGAAAGCCCUUGAGGCGAGAGGUCUAGCAUCUCGGUUUGAUCAGACUGAGCGAAAGAUAUCACUUGCAGUUUCAGAUGGCCCAUUGAAUUUCUCAAAUCAGCCUGAAGAUCCGCCACGGUCAUUUCCUGAAAAGAGUCGACAAAUCCUCAAAGAAUUGACACCUUCGGACACGAUAUUGGUCCCGUCCAGCUCCCCGAUCCUUCCCAAGAAUGCACUCACGGCGCAGGCAUUGAAUGUUGAUUUACAAGAACCAACCCAAGGUCCCGGAAAGCCGCCCAAGAAGGGAAGAAAGAUCGUUCAAUCAGACGACGAGCUGGAGGAUGAGCCGUCGCCGAAGAGGAAGCCUAUACCCCUCCAGAACCGUAUCACUGAACAAGCCGUUGUAAAGAGCGAAAAUAAGCUCUCCCCUCACAAUGAAAGUCGUAAGAAGGUGGACCACAGCAGUGGUAAGGAAAACGACCUGUUGACGAAGCGCAAAGAAACACCGAACCUUCAUUCGAAGAAAUCUGGAUUCAAAAGGAAAGCGCCCGAGAUAGACAAAAACACCGAUCAAGCAUUGAAACGCGCGCGCCUAGACCCUGAAUUCAACACAACUUCUUCAGCUAAGACGACGCGUCACGCGAAGCGAUACGGAAGGAGAGAGCGGGGGCGCACAUCUUCACCCCCUCUAGCUCAGGACUCUCCUGAUGACGACUUGGAUUCGAUUCCGAAACCGAUCAUAACAAAAACGACCGCGAAGACUCUUGGUGGUGUCACGAGACCUGGGAUAGUGGCUGCUGCAAUGAAAGGGAGGACUGCAAAGAAGGAUGUGACGGUGCCUACAACAAAGAUGAGACCGAACUCAAAAGGAAAGGCCCCUCAGAAAACGACGACAAGACCCAAGCAUGAAUCGGUCACUGUCGAAGAUGCCAAGCCCACUCGGCGUUCUGCUCGUGUUGCGGGUAAACAAACCAAUGUGGAUGAUCAACAAGCUGAAAGUGUUGACGAGGCGCAGAAUGAAGGACAAUUCCGCAAGGCGUCUGCCAAGAUGAAUAACAGUAAGGAGGAGACAAAGAAUCCUCAAUCUAGACCCAAGGCAAUCCUUAACAAGAAGGCUCCCGUUGAAAAAAUUGAGGCGCAUACGGUACCCAUAUAUACGACGCCGUCGUGUCAAGAGAUUGAGUCUCAUCCACCUGUAGCACCAAAGGCCAAGAAAGACAAGCAGGCUCCCUGGGAGAUGUUUGAUUCCAAUAAACAACAAGAGGAUGAUACGAACUUUUCGCCGACGAACCCCGACUCCGUCUUCGGAGGACUUGAAGAACCUACUUCCGGCAUCGACUUGCCUGUACAAGUUCUACCUUUCGAGGACUUCGAUAGCGGUUAUAUCGAUUUGGAAAUCCCUCUCAAAGUGCCUGGGCCGGAUGAGAGCUCGGAUUCCGAUGAUGGACCCAACCCCGAUUUACAUAGAAGCGCAGAUCCCCUUGGUCCCGAAAUGAUAGAUCUUACUAUGGACUCCCCUUCCCCGAAAACUGCGAACUUGUCUACUACCCCUUCCCAUGAUCAUCAAUCGAGAGCUGCAAACUUACCUACUACCCCUUCACCGUCAAUAACUGAAGGACCAGAGCCACUCAAACCCACAUCAGAAUCAAAGCCUCGUAGAAUCCAUAACCCCCAAAUGACUGAAAAUCCUCGUCAAAUGCCACCCUCUCAUUUCUUAGAACGCGAUACGCCUGUUGCCAAAGAAACCCAAAUCCAUUCUUCUGCUCCUCUCGUUGCUCCUGCUGUACUCACUCCACUUCAAACUUUCAAAGCUAUCGCUCUGCCGCGGCGCACGCAUUUCUCAGAUUCUGAACAAGUACCAUCAAGUCUUCCAAAGCACACAGAUAAAGAUAGUGUUCCUCUUCAUCACGCUCAUUCGAAACGUGGAAACGGGCUUGCUCUCCCCAAGAUCUUCCCUACUGUUGCCUCAUUGCCCCAAACAGCUUUGGAUACGCAAAAAGAUACUCAAUAUUCAACUCCUUUACGCUUUGCUCUGGAGAGAACGCCGCUUGCGCCACCCUCCCUCAAGAAGCGUGUGCAUCAUCAACAGCACGUCGCGUUCUCACCUCGGCCCCAGUUCCCUCUUGAAAUGAACGUUCUUGACGGACGCUGGGAACCGGAGAAACACGAUCACGUCCGCAAACUUCGUGAUGCGGCUAAAAGCAAUGUAGAUUCUGUGGUCGGCUUUGCUCCUCAGAAGCGUCGUACUGACGGGGGACCACUUCGAGACGAGAAAAAUGCUGAGAUUAGUGAUAUUGUUGAGAUACUACACGAUAUUCAAGAGGUAUUGAUCACGAAAAUCUCGAAUCGGUUUGACAGCGUCAAGAAAGAAGUUCGAAUCGGUCGAAACAGCAUCCUUCGCGCCGCCGCCGCCGAUAUUGACAAGAUGCGGGCUGAGAGUGCAGGACAUUUCAACGCCAUGGUGGACCUCGAAGCAGAAUAUGCAUCCUUUCGCCGUUAUGUAGUUCAACAGUUGGAAGAUCUGUGCACCAUCGACAAGGACGUAGUCGGCAGACUCACUGAAAUCGUUCAACAUCAUGAUCGCCAUGGAUUGUCGAAGAAAUUUCCCAAGUCUUUGCCAGCAAUCCCUGCUUGCUUUUUGAACUUGAGUUAG
Lentinula edodes (shiitake mushroom) is the source of this 3756-nucleotide messenger RNA. RefSeq lists its product as uncharacterized. The transcript has 24 exons. Lineage: Eukaryota; Fungi; Basidiomycota; Agaricomycetes; Agaricales; Omphalotaceae. Bases 1 to 3756 code for a protein of 1251 amino acids. The record is from RefSeq and is a predicted model, not a curated record.